AUGAACAUGGUAGAGCAACAACAAUACAUUACUGCAGGUCUACCACACACAGGUGACCUCGCAGGAUCUCACGGCUUGUCUGACGACCGAUCCAUCGUGUCUGUGGGCACUCCAACCUAUUCAGAAGUGACGCCCUUUUCAGCGGUCUCUUCUUUCAACAUCCCUGCUUCGUGCGACUCGAGCCUUCUUACUCCCAUCUCUUCCACCAGCUCUCCCCCGCUCCAGCAGAUCCGUAAAUUAGGGGCGCAGUAUCCUCCUCCUCCGAGCACUCCCUAUACACAGGUGCCAACCCCUCCUGGAAGCUCCAAGAUGUAUCACCAGUCGUGGAGCAGCCAGUUCGACAUGCACAAUCAAAAUGCGCACAGCAGCCCCCCAAUGAACAGCCAUGUUCCAGUGGCACAAGACUUUUACAUGGAAGAACGUCGCACACCCAACCCUCCGUCGGAGCCAUACUAUGGGGCCUUCAGCGUAUCUGAUGGCCCAGACACGCAGCCAAUCCACAGCCAGGGCCCGGCGCCUUAUUAUGUCAACAAUAUGGGCAUGGACAGUCAAAACUCCAUGCUGAUGCGAGACAGCCGUCAGCUCCCAUUGGAUCCGCAACACCGUGACAUGGAGCGCGUUUCUCACCCGCCAUCCCUUCUCAGCCAGCCGCACAGUUCGCACUAUGACAUCCGGCGAGCCAGCACAGAUGAUCGCAGCUAUAGCAGUCGCACCGACCCCAUUCACCGCUCUUCCAGCGGUUCUCCUCGCCGUCGCCCUGUAACUCAGGGCAGCACGCGAGUGAAGAAGUCAAGGUCAUCAAAGAGGGGUGCCUCGCUUCGUGGUCAACAGCAAGCUGACCCUGGCGAUGAACACAAAAACUGCUUCGGUCAAGAAGUCCCUCCACCCAUCAAGAAGGGGUGUCCCGAAGAGGAGAGAUGCAUCUUUGAGUCUCGAUGGAGACACCGCUCGCAACGGGGGCAAGAUAUGUGGGAUAGCAUUCAAGCCGACUUUACCAAGAGGUUUGGCAAGAAGCACGGUAAAGAAAUGCUACAGAUGAAAUUCAAACGCGGCCGUUCCAAAUUCUAUGACUGGCUUGAUCAAGAUGAGAAAAUACUCGAAGCCGCUUACAAGAGACUAGAGAGAGACAGAUAUCAACUCAUUCUCAACUACUUCCUUGAGAUGGGCGGGUCCCGAAACAUGCUUCUAAGCGCCAGCGACAUUGAAAUCAAGAUUGUCAAUGACCUCAAGUGGGAAGAAGCGAUUUAUAUCGAGGGCUUGGACGAGUGUAUUCGCCGCCGCCGCAAGUCAGUUGUCAAGAAGCGAUCCAGUGGUCGGGGAGAACCAGGUGGAGACAUUGCUGUGAGCGACGACCUGUUGCGAGUUUCACAGGUCCCUCACAACGAAGACGAGGUGAUCAAUCAGGUAUUCGCCGCACGACGAGAGCGCUGGGACGACGACAUGUCUACUGUAAACGGUGAAAUGAUGAAUGCUCAUUUGUGGGAGAACCGGGCUCCGAUCAAGAUGGAGCACGAUACUCUACUUCCUCCGUCUGAACAUCUGGCACGCAUCAACGCCCACCCCGUCGCCAGCCCUUACAUUCCACCGGUAUCAGUGUAUCAUCAGUCAAAUUCAAAAGCACCUUGAUGCGGGGACUAUGGUCGGCGUCACGUCCAGGGGGGAUGGAGCAAAAUCAUUUGGCGAAGGAAGAUUUUGGGGUGGGCAAUACCCCAAGACGUCUCUCUCACACUCUUUUCUUUGUUUCACUGUUUAGAAAUCUUCACUCUUCUCGAUGAAGAACCAUCAUUCCUUUUUUCUUCAAAGAUAUCACGCAUUAUUCUUCAAGAUCUGUUUUAUUUAUUUGUCUUGACAUUUUUCUAUCUUAAUUUCUCAUCUAGUCUUUGUCACCUUUUUUCAUCUUUCUCUUGUUCAUGCUGGUAUAGCCAAGGGUUUGGGGGGAGGGGGGCUUGGGAUGAUUUAAAGACGGGUACAAAUCUCACGAUAUCUUUAGAUGCAUAAUGUUUUUGGCUUACUGAGUUUACAUCGCAUUGUCUAUAGGAAACUCUGUCGUUGGACGCAUG
Trichoderma atroviride IMI 206040 is the source of this 2060-nucleotide messenger RNA. RefSeq lists its product as uncharacterized. Lineage: Eukaryota; Fungi; Ascomycota; Sordariomycetes; Hypocreales; Hypocreaceae. The record is from RefSeq and is a predicted model, not a curated record.